This is a messenger RNA of Catharus ustulatus (Swainson's thrush), 1035 nucleotides long. Its product is annotated as translation initiation factor IF-2-like. The coding region runs from base 1 to 1035 and encodes 344 amino acids. The transcript has 2 exons. Lineage: Eukaryota; Metazoa; Chordata; Aves; Passeriformes; Turdidae. The record is from RefSeq and is a predicted model, not a curated record.
AUGCCGGUCUUCGUGCAACGCUUUUGCCCACAGCCCACGGAAUUUUAUCUUCCUCCCAAACGCAGACGGUACCAGGGUGGAGCCCGCCCAUCCACCUGCUCCGCCCGGGACAGCCAGGGCUGUAACGCGGACAGGCUGCAGCGCCCGGCGGCCAAAGAGCGGCUCCCACCGAGGGCAGGGCUGCUCGGGACAGCGCCCUCAGCCACAGCCCCGCUUCCCUCCGCUCCGGGGGCUGCUCGGAACCAGCGCCCUCAGCCACAGCCCCGCUUCCCUCCGCUCCGGGGGCUGCUCGGAACCAGCCCCUCAGCCACAGCCCCGCUUCCCUCCGCUCCGGGGGCUACUCGGAACCAGUGCCCCUCAGCCACAGCCCCGCUUCCCUCCGCUCCGGGGGCUCCUGGGAACCAGCGCCCUCAGCCACAGCCCCGCUUCCCUCCGCUCCGGGGGCUGCUCGGGACAGCGCCCUCAGCCACAGCCCCGCUUCCCUCCGCUCCGGGGGCUGCUCGGGACAGCGCCCUCAGCCACAGCCCCGCUUCCCUCCGCUCCGGGGGCUCCUGGGAACCAGCCCCUCAGCCACAGCCCCGCUUCCCUCCGUUUCGGGGGCUCCUCGGGACCAGCGCCCUCAGCCACAGCCCCACUCCCGGGUCGCCUCCGCUGCUGGGCCAAGUAGGCACCGCCGCCCCUCCGCGGGCGCCCAGGCCGUUCAAAAUGGCGCCCAGCGGCGGCCGUCCCUCGCCCCCCUCCGCGCAGGCGUUCCCUUUCCCGGCGGGCGGUGCUUCCCCCGGCGUGCCGGGCGGGGGGAGCGGCGGCGGGGCGGGAGGAGUCCGAGCUGCGGGGGCUGGAGCAUCGCCGGAGGAACCCGGCACCUGUCCCGCAGCCAGGUGUGCGCCGCCGGCGCCAUGGGAGGCCCCGCGCCGCACCGAAGGGGCGCCCGGCGAGGGGCGGCCGCUCCGCCUCAGCCGCGCUGAAGCCGGCGCUGCUCCGCGGGGACUGGAGAGCAGCGACAUGGACCGCUCGCCGCAGCCCCCGGCCUCCUAG